This is a messenger RNA of Xiphophorus maculatus (southern platyfish), 3350 nucleotides long. RefSeq names its product amyloid beta precursor protein binding family B member 1 interacting protein (gene apbb1ip). Gene Ontology annotation, biological process: signal transduction. Lineage: Eukaryota; Metazoa; Chordata; Actinopteri; Cyprinodontiformes; Poeciliidae. The record is from RefSeq and is a predicted model, not a curated record. Gene Ontology annotation, cellular component: cytosol; plasma membrane. Bases 439 to 2496 code for a protein of 685 amino acids. The transcript has 15 exons.
GCAGAAAUCCCCCAAAGCAGGCGCCACGCUGUCCAUGGAGAGCAGCACCGCCAGGAAAAAAACUUCCAUCAUCUGCUCCAGCGUUUCUCUGCAUCUCCUCUCUCCGCCAAAGCAAACUCGGAACUUCUGAAGCAGUUUUGUGGAGACGAUAAGGAGCGACGGUGAAUCGGGGGGAGGCGGAUCGGUCCAGGAUUGUGAAAGUUUUUAUCUCUCAGCAGGAAUGCAGUGGCAGGUCUGGACCUGAACUUCCGCGUUAAGCAGGAAGAAACAGUCAGAGAGCCCAAAUGCAAGCCGCAUCAGCACACCCAGAUCUGCGUGCAUGUGGCCGUCACCUUAGGCUUUUUUUUUAGCUGAGCGAGAUUUCAGCGUGGAUCUAAUGUCCAUGUGGCUUUUAUUUUGAAACAAACUGGUGAAUUGAGGAUUAUUACAACUGAAGAGAUGGAUGAUAUUGACGCUAUGUUCAGCGACCUGCUGGGGGAGAUGGACCUCCUCACUCAGAGUCUUGGACAGGAAAUCGAACCUCCUGAACCGCACCCCAGCACUAGCCACCAAAUCGACUUCUCUGUCGGUUUUACUGGUCUGAACGCGUCCCUACAUGACCUGGAGGACAAUGACUUGGACGCCCUGAUGGCCGACCUGGUGGCCGACCUCAGUGAGACAGAAAAGAAACUGGAAGCAGAAAUACAAGGUCUGAAAGCGCCACCAUCGUCUUCAUCAGACCUGCCUCCACCGCCCAAAGGCCUGGGCCUCCAGCCUGCCUCCUCCAUUACAUCACCACCAUCUCCAGGAAAUAACAGAAGCAGCAGUGUCACCACCACAUCUUCUUCCACCACCUCACCCCUGCCGCCUCCCCCUCUGCAGUCAUCAAAACCCACAAUGGAAGAAAUCGAAGCUCAGAUGAAGGCAGAUAAAAUCAAGCUUGCCUUGGAGAAGCUAAAGGAAGCCAAAGUGAAAAAGCUGGUGGUGAAGGUGCUCAUGAACGAUGGCAGCUCCAAGACUCUAAUGGUUGAUGAGAGGCAAACCGUGAGAGAGGUUCUGGACAACUUGUUUGAGAAGACUCACUGUGAUUGCAACGUAGACUGGAGUCUGUGUGAAACCAACCACGAGCUGCAGCUUGAACGGACAUUUGAGGACCAUGAGAACCUGGUGGAGCCCCUCCUUGCCUGGACAAGGGACAGUGAAAACAGAGUCCUUUUCCAGGAGAGAAAAGAUAAAUUUGAGGUUUUCAAAAACCCACAGAACUUUUAUCUUUGGAAAAGGGAUAAGAAAACUCUCAAAGACAUGAAAGACAAAGACAAGGAAUUGUUGGUGCAGGAGAACUUCUGUGGAACGUCAAUCAUCGUGCCCGACCUAGAAGGCGUUCUGCACCUCAAAGAAGACGGAAAAAAGUCGUGGAAGCAGCGACUCUUUCAGCUCCGAGCCUCAGGAAUUUAUUACGUUCCCAAAGGAAAAACCAAGUCGUCCCGCGAUCUGAUCUGCUUCGUCCAGUUCGACAACGUAAACGUUUACUACGGCAAAGACGUCAAGAACAGAUACAAGGCCCCGACUGACUUCUGCUUCGUGCUAAAGCAUCCUCAGAUCCAGAAAGAGUCUCAGUACAUCAAAUAUCUUUGCUGUGACGACGCUUGGACCAUGAACCUCUGGGUGACCGGGAUACGGAUCGCUAAGUAUGGAGCGUCGCUGCAUGAUAACUUCAAAACGGCAGAGAGGAAGGCCGCUGUCAGCGCUGCCAUGUGGACAAACCGCAGCACUCCGUCCAGCUCCAGCCCUUCAACGCCGUCACCAACCAUCAAAGCCAAAGCAGCAACUCAGGCCAACGGCUACGCCCCCAAACAGCAGCCUGGACCGACGCACCAGGGCAUCGGUAAUCUCCCUGCUCCUCCCCCUCUGAACGAGAUUCUUCCUCCUCCUCCUCCCGACCCCGUCCUUCCUCCUCCACCGCCGUCGCUGGCCUCCAAGCCUCCACCCAGCAAGUUCCCUCCACCUCCACUUUCCAUGGACAGCCUCCCUCCUCCGCCGCCGCCUCCACCCAUGGACAACUUCUCAGAAGAUCCUCCAGACUUCCUUCCUCCUCCUCCUCCUCCUACCAGCUACAGCUCACUUCCUCCUCCUCCUCCUCCUACCAGCUACAACUCACUUCCUCCUCCUCCUCCUCCUACCAGCUACAACUCACUUCCUCCUCCUCCUCCUCCGGCUCCGGCGGCUAAUUUUGGUAGAAACAUAAACAAAUCUCUUCCCCCUCCGCCUCCAAAUCCAGAGUUUCUACCUCCGCCUCCACCUGAUCCAGUGUUCGUAGCAUCAGGUGCGCCUCCCCCACCUCCACCUCCACCUCCUCCUGCUCCUGCUCCUGUUUCCGCUCCGCGAUCUGCUUCACAGCUAAGAAAGAUGCCUCCAGCUCCUCCAAAGAGGACAACACCAUCGCUUCCGGCGCCGGCAGCAGGGGGGGACUUCAUGUCAGAACUAAUGACAGCCAUGAGGAAGCGUACUGAUCAGUAGCUCCAGAGGGAACAAAUACAAAACAAAUAAUUUUACUCCAGAUGAUUACAAUAGUGUAUAGCUGUGUAUAACAAUUCAUUAAUUGUCAAUUAGAUUAAAAUUAGGUCUAAUAGAUUCACUAAUAAUGUCUUCUUAGAUAUUCAGUUAGUGUUGUAGUUUGGCCGCCAUCCAGCAGAGGGCGCCGUUUAUCACCAUCCCUAAGCGGAGCCGUUGAUGCAGAAUUAAACAUGGCGGCCAUUUUAGAAGGGGGAAGAGAAACGGUCCAAAGUCCGUUGUUGGAUCUUAAAACCGGUUUAAUGAUUAAAUGCACUUUAUGCAGUUCUGUUUUGAAAUGUAAACCGAUUAUAACAGAUAUAACAAAACAGGAACUUAGGAGGUUCCCGUUUUGUUGUAUUUUAUAAAUAAGUUUAAUAAUGCGAGAAACCCGCAAUUUUCUGCUUAUUCUGUCAGUAUUUAAGACAACUGACACAAAAUGUUCAAAUUAAUUUAAAUAAGUCAGUGUAUCAUGAAAGAUUUAGCCCUUUAUAGUAUAGAAAAAUGCUAAGCCCUUUUUAUUCAAGAGAAAACUCAUCAAUUAAUCAGCUGAUAAGAUUAAUACGGUUUCAUGUAACAAUAAAGCUUUACAGAUACUUUUAUGUAAAGAAAUGUGUAUAUAUUUGCUUUGACUGUAAAUACUGCAGAAAGACAUUCCUUCGGUCUGUUCAGAGGUUUUAUUGUUACAGCCAUGGCUAAGAAUUUUGGCCCAAGUGUGUUUUACAAAUAUUGAAAUGUUAGUUUUGUGUGUUGACAUUUCACUGCAUGUAAUCGAUCACUGUUAAAGCUGUAUUAAAUUAAAAUUUGAUAACAAAAAAGCA